Molecule: messenger RNA, 762 nt
Organism: Geosmithia morbida
Lineage: Eukaryota; Fungi; Ascomycota; Sordariomycetes; Hypocreales; Bionectriaceae
Product: 20S proteasome subunit alpha 1
Exons: 5
Coding region: 1-762 (253 amino acids)
Biological process (GO): ubiquitin-dependent protein catabolic process
Cellular component (GO): proteasome core complex; nucleus; proteasome core complex, alpha-subunit complex
Source: RefSeq, a predicted model, not a curated record
AUGUCCGCCGGUGCCUACGACCGUCACAUCACCAUCUUUGCCGACAAUGGUCGUCUCUACCAAGUCGAAUAUGCUUUCAAGGCCAUCACGGCGGCCAACAUAAUGUCGGUCGGCCUCCGCGGCAAGGACUCUGCCGUCGUCGUAUCGCAGAAGAAGGUUCCCGAUAAGCUGAUGGACCCCUCGUCUGUCACGCACCUGUUCCAGCUCUCGCCCUCGGUCGGCUGCGCCAUCACAGGCUCGAUCGCCGACGCCAGGGCCUUUGCGACCAGGGCCCAGUCCGAGUGCGCGGACUUCCAGUACAAGUACGGAUACGAGAUGCCCGCCGACGCCGUGGCCAAGCGUCUGGCCAACAUCAGCCAGGUCUAUACUCAGAGGGCUUACAUGAGGCCGUACGGCGUGGCCACAACCAUCAUCUCCCUAGACUCCGAGUACGGCCCCCAGCUGUUCAAGUGCGACCCGGCCGGGUACUACAUCGGCUACAAGGGAACGGCGGCGGGUCCCAAGCAGCAGGAGGCCCUGAACCACCUGGAGAAGAAGCUCCGGAACAAGGACCACGCCGAGGGCGACUGGGAGGAGGUGGUGGAGCAGGCCAUCACGACGCUGAGCACGGUGCUCAGCAUGGACUUCAAGAAGAACGAGAUUGAGGUUGGCAUCGUCGGCGGACCGCGCACCGACGGCCAGGAGGGCUCGAGCCCGCUGUUCCGCAAGCUCACAGAGGAGGAGAUCGAUGACCGGUUACAGGCUAUCGCCGAGAAGGACUGA